Molecule: messenger RNA, 2475 nt
Organism: Exophiala mesophila
Lineage: Eukaryota; Fungi; Ascomycota; Eurotiomycetes; Chaetothyriales; Herpotrichiellaceae
Exons: 1
Coding region: 151-1239 (362 amino acids)
Cellular component (GO): intracellular membrane-bounded organelle
Molecular function (GO): phosphatidylinositol binding
Source: RefSeq, a predicted model, not a curated record
AAAACCUGUGCCUAUCCCGCAACUCUUUUUCAUGUUAAAUCCUGUGCCUAUCCCGCUACUCACUGUGUCUCUUGGACCUCUUAUUCCUGUGGAUUUAGCUUGUCUAUCAUGACAUCGUAACCCCCAUUUCCAAUCAUCCCCACUCACAUCAUGGCGCCACCGGUGGAAAUCUCCGUACCAAAUGCCACCAUCUCAACGGGGUCCAAGCCUUACACAAUUUACAAUAUCUCGCUCCGACUUCCACUCCGCUCCUUCACUGUCCAGAAACGAUACUCAGACUUCCUCACCCUCCACUCGGGAUUAACGGACCAAGUUGGCAGCCCUCCUCCCGCCACACUACCUGCCAAAUCAUGGUUCUCCAAGACAGUUAGUGAUGCCAAACUCACAGAAGAAAGACGCGAGGCCUUGGAGGCUUAUCUACAGACCAUAAACUCGAUUGACGAUGCUCGGUGGAGGACUACCUCCGUCUGGCGGACGUUCCUCAAUCUCCCGUCCUCCUUUGCCAAUCAGACCUCUUCCACAGCUGGUGCCUUGCAUUCAGUUCUGUCAGGCCCCGGAGCUGGUGGGGCUCCCAUCACUGACCCCGUCAUUUGGCUCGACUGUCACCGUGACCUCAAAACCCAACUGCAAGAUGCUCGUCUGAGCCUGACAAAUCGGGACCAGGCCUCGACCCCGCAGAAACAACACGAAGCCAGCGUUGCGGCGAAGAGUAGCCUCGUCAAGUCCGGCACACUCAUUACUGCUCUCGAGGAGGGGCUCACUAACAUCCAAAAAGACAGCCAAGGUGGCUGGGGAGGUCAAAAGCUCGGCGAAGGAGAAAUCAGACGGAGAAAGGACCUUUUGGCGUCGGCGCGCAAGGACAAAGAAGGCUUGGAGAAUCUCCUGAACGCCAUGAUCACCAAAUCCAAGCUCGACUCCACCGUAGCUUCCAUCCAGGACAAGGAGGCUCUGGUCGGCACCAAGCCCAGAUCUGGAGGCCGUGUCUUGGGCAAGGAGACGGCCGAAACACGAGAGCUCGACAAUGCGGGCGUGCUGCAACUUCAGAAACAAAAGAUGGCCGAUCAAGACCUAGAUGUCGAAGAGUUGCGCAAAAUCGUCAUGAGACAAAAGGAAUUAGGCAUUGCCAUCAAUCAGGAACUCGAAGUACAGAACGAGAUGCUCAAAAUGGUCGAUGAGGAUGUCGAUCGUGUCCAAGGCAAGAUCAAUAUUGCCAAACGCAGAAUCGGCAAAAUCUCCUAAACAUCAUUCAUCUCUCAUUUUUGUUACAUUUUCUCAUUAAACUUUUGGGGGUAUCGACCACAUGAAAACAAGAACUGCUUCGAGGUGAUGGGCUGAAAGCAAUUCAUCACAGCUUCGCGGCCAUAAACUUGUCUGCCUCCUCACGAGUCAGAUCGGAGCUCUCCGAAACAUCUUGACUGAUUACACCCAGUUUCGACACUCGAAUUUUCCACCACAAUUCGCGCCGGUCGCCCCCCAGAUCCUUGGCCGACAGUUUGUGCUUGAGUUUAGCAAUGGCAUCAUUAUACACCUUGGGCUCCUCGUAACCGAUCAUCUCUUCUCGCAUCACACCCAAGGCCUCCAGGACACGACCAUAGUUCUGAUCCCCCAAACUGUCCCGAGUCCAAUCUUGAAUAAUGGCCAACAUCUGCUGCACAUACUUUUGGAAGUCCUCCAGUUUUGUCGUGGUGCCCACAAGCUGCUUGAAUUCUGGGAUGGCGUUGGUGGCCGAGAUCGAGGUGCGAUCCUCCUUCUCAAACAGCUCCUCCACGUUGAGCCCUGACAAGGGCUUCUCGGCCUCACGGUACCGACGACGACCUUUGGUCUUGGGAGGCACCUUCUUCACGUCGGCUGCCUUGAUCAAUCUAGCUAGGAUGGAUUGGCUAGCCUCUUGAAGGUGCGCGGGUUGUCGGGAAUACGCCAGAAACGACUCGGGUUUCUCUGGGAUCGGUGACGUAGGAUGGACAGCACGGUGUUUGACGGCUCCUUCUAUAAUGUGGAGAAGUGGCGAAAAUGUGUCUUCGAUAGCCAUGAGUUCCUCGCCCUGGUCAUCGAUAAGAUUCAUGCUGUCGACGAACUCACUCAUACUGUUGAGGAGGUCAUCAUUGGGGAGGUUGCGGUGUUCGGUCAGGGCUUUGCCCGAGACAGUCAAGACUUUGUCCAACGGGGGAAAACGAUACGUGCGGACGUCUUCCGCGAACGGGAGUACGUUCUCAACGAGACAUUCGAUUUCUUGGGUAGCCAGUGGUGAAAGAAUGGUCAAGAUGGGCUCAUUCAUGUCCUUCUUGACCAAGCGCGCAACAGCAACAGAGCCCAGCUCGUGCAGAGCAUGGAUGAGAGAUGAGAGCGCCAAGGUCGCCUUGUCGUUUCCCUUUUGAGCCACCAGCAUAUUGGAGUUGUCGAGAAGCAUGUAUCUCUCGACAUUCUCGAUGGGAAUAAAUCCUAGAAUCUCAUAUGCCGCCGAGGUUUCCAGUCUCG